UAGUAAAUGAAAUGAUGUUAAGUAUUCCACGGUUUUCACGCUAGUUUCGACAAUAUCGACCUUUGCUGUUCAUCAUUGGGGUGGUUUUAAAUGAAUAUAAAUAUAGAAUCGAAUGAAGCGAAAGUAAAUUCAUGAAAAAGAUGUUUAUAGAACGUUUUUUAGUGCUGUUUUCGUUGGUUGCCUCAGAGCAGCAGAAAUAUGCAGUAGUUUUUGACGCAGGAAGCACUGGCUCGAGAGUUCAUGUGUUCAGCUUCGACAGCGAUAUUGGUCUCCUCAAAAUUGACCAAGACUAUGAGUUUUAUGCGGCUGUAACACCCGGUCUGAGUUCAUACCCUGAUGACCCCAAGGCUGCAGCCGACUCCUUGAGGCCCCUCUUAGACCAAGCCCAAGCAGUUGUUCCUCAGGAACUGCGUUCUACCACACCUCUUAAACUUGGGGCAACUGCCGGUCUUCGACUCUUACCGGGCAACGCUUCUGAAGCCAUCUUGGAAGCAGUGAAGGAGUAUUUUGAGCAGGAAAGCAGCCUGGAUUACAGGCCCGAAUGGGUGAGCGUCCUUGAAGGAACAGAUGAAGCUGCUUACAUGUGGCUGGCAAUCAACUAUUUAUUAGAGAGUUUAAGAGGAGGAUUCUCGCAGACUGUGGGUGUGGUAGAUCUGGGUGGGGGAUCGGUGCAGAUGGCUUACGCUCUCUCUGAGUCUGCUGCUUCAAACGCCCCACCCGCCUACGUCUUCCAGAAACUCAUUUUAGGAACUAAUUAUAACCUUUAUACUCACAGUUAUUUGAACUACGGGCUGAAAGCGGCUCGAGCCCAAAGCCUCAACAUUUCUGGAGGUGCCGGCAAUCCCUGCGUGACCAACGGUUAUCAGGGGACUUACGAGUAUAACGGGGAGGUUUACAAUGCCGCGCCGCCGCGCUCCGGCACAAACUUGAGAAGAUGCAGAGCAUUAGCUCGGAAGGUGCUCAAAGUGGACGCGCCCUGCUCCCACAACAACUGCACCUUCGACGGCAUCUGGAGCGGCGGUGGCGGAGAUGGAUUCACCAACUUGUACAUUGCCUCGUACUUCUAUGAUACAGCUGCCGAGAGCGGGAUCGUGAAGGUGGACGCGAAUACGGCCCGUAUUCAACCCAUAGUAUACAGAGAUGCAGCAAAGCGGGCGUGCAGAGCAAACAUAGAGAAUAUAAAGUCAAUAUUUCCAGCAAUAGAAGAGGGGGAUUUGGGGUAUCUGUGCAUGGAUCUUGUAUACGAGUACAGCUUGCUGGUUGAUGGUUUCCACCUGGAUCCCUUCGAAGAGGUCACGGUGGUGAAGAAUGUGGACUACAAGGGUUCCUUGAUAGGGGCAGCUUGGCCACUCGGCUGCGCAGUUGAACUCCUUUCCUCAUAAACAAUCCCCAAUAAGGAACCACCUUAUAUCUCGUUUAUUUUGACUUAAUAAAAAAUAAGUGGACUUUCUUUUACUAAGGAAAAGAGAGAAAAUUAUUAGGAACAUGAACAUGGAGCAUGGAAAUAAUCCUCCAUAAAGGACGGGGUUCAUUCCAAACAUGAAGUGUAGAAAUAUCUCUCGCAACUUUCGCUAAGCAAUUUGAUUUCUCCUAACAUAAUUUUUACGUAAA
This is a messenger RNA of Salvia miltiorrhiza (redroot sage), 1611 nucleotides long. Its product is annotated as apyrase-like. NCBI's taxonomy places the organism in Eukaryota, Viridiplantae, Streptophyta, Magnoliopsida, Lamiales, Lamiaceae. The transcript is spliced from 7 exons. Gene Ontology annotation, biological process: nucleoside diphosphate catabolic process. Gene Ontology annotation, molecular function: nucleoside diphosphate phosphatase activity. Bases 132 to 1382 code for a protein of 416 amino acids. The record is from RefSeq and is a predicted model, not a curated record. Gene Ontology annotation, cellular component: membrane.